Boeremia exigua is the source of this 1378-nucleotide messenger RNA. RefSeq names its product C-3 sterol dehydrogenase/C-4 decarboxylase family protein. Gene Ontology annotation, molecular function: 3-beta-hydroxy-Delta5-steroid dehydrogenase (NAD+) activity. Gene Ontology annotation, biological process: steroid biosynthetic process. The transcript is spliced from 2 exons. The coding region runs from base 204 to 1319 and encodes 371 amino acids. NCBI's taxonomy places the organism in Eukaryota, Fungi, Ascomycota, Dothideomycetes, Pleosporales, Didymellaceae. The record is from RefSeq and is a predicted model, not a curated record.
AUUACAAGUGUGAGAUGAUCCUCGGCACGUAGGUCAGCCUGUGUACAUGUGAGCUUGAAUAUUGCAUCUACUCAGUCGGAGAGACUCCGUCCAAGACUAUCGAAGGAGCGGGCCUUGGACUGUUUGCGGGGGCUAGGCGCUCCGCCGAAUCUCCACAAGACAACCCAUUCCCCUGCACCACCACCGAUUGAACACCAUUCAACAUGUCAGCCCCUUCAAAAUUUCAGACACUUGGUACGGUGGUCGUCGUUGGCGGAUGCGGGUUCUUGGGUAGCCACAUCGUGAGCUACAUCGUCAAGCGCCAUCCCCAGACGCAGAUCGCGGUCCUCGACCUACGCACCAAUUCGAACCGUAACGCGAGCAGCACUGUCUCCUACCACGAUGGCGAUAUUACCGACCUUGCGGCUAUGGAGAAGUUCUUUGCGCAAAUCAAGCCGGACGCCGUCAUCCACACAGCAUCUCCCCAUUUCAACCUACCGGCUGCGAUUCACGACAAGGUCAACAUAGAGGGUACCAAGAACCUGUUGAAGGCGUCGCAGGAUGCGGGGGUCAAGGCUUUUGUGUACACCAGCUCUGCUAGUGUCAUCUUCGGGGGAGUCACAGAACUUGUCAACGCGGACGAGAAGUGGCCAUUGGUGACUGGAGACGCCCAGCCAGAGUACUACACGACUACCAAGGCAUACGCCGAGACGGCCGUACUUGAAGCGAAUCGCAAGCCGGAGGGCUUUCUCACCUGCGCCAUUCGUCCCGCGGGAAUCUUUGGCGAGGGGGAUGUACAACUACUCCCUAAGAUGGUGCAGGCAUACAAGGACGGCAAGACCAAGUUCCAGGUUGGCGACAACGACAACCUCUUCGACUUUACAUACGUUGAGAACGUAGCUUACGGACACGUUCUUGGAGUCUUAGCUCUCCUCAGCACGCACAAGUUCCUGCCUACCGUGCCACUUGAUUCUGAGCGCGUCGACGGCGAGGCGUUCUUCAUCACGAAUGGCGAGCCAGUCUACUUCUGGGACUUUGCGCGCGCAGUAUGGCACGAGGCCGGCGAUCGUCUCCCCUUGAAGUCGGUAUGGCAUUUGGAUGCCGGCUUUGCCAGCACAAUUGGCUUCUUCUCCGAGUGGGCCAUGUGGCUGGUGGGCAAGACACCCAACCUGACAAGGGCGCAAGUCAGGUAUAGCACGCUAAAGAAGUACCACAGCAUCGCGAAGGCGAGAAGCAGGCUCGGAUAUUCGCCGCUUGUGACUUUGGACGAGGGCGUUAGGAGAGGUGUGAGAUAUAUUCUCGAGCAGGAUGAGAAGGCAGGUCAGAAGAAGGGUCAGUAGACAAAAUAGCACAUCGCAUCAUACAUAGUGUAAUUUAAUAUACCCUUUGAUCUGAAUAC